UUGAAUGUGUAGCGUCGUCAGCGUAAUUUAUAUUUUGUUAUUUUUAUUGCGUGUAAAAUGCAAGAGAUGGGUGACGAUGUAAUAGCUGUUGCAACACAACAGGAUAUCACAGCUCGCUUGGCGGCUCUGACUCGCUGGCAGGAAGAGCAAAAGCGAUUAUUAGAGGAGCGGCAAAACAAUCAGCGCUUAAUGUUGGGCUUGGAGCAACGCAAUAUGUACGAAAUGCUAGGACUUUUACAGAACGACUUUAAACCACUUGACGACAGCAUUUUGGAUGAAGCGGUAUCAGGAGACGAGCAAUCAAGUAUACAAAUGGUGCGGGACCCCGACGACCAGUCGCACGACGAAGAUGAAGCGGCGGCACAGCAAGAAUUUGAAUUCGCUGAAGCUGCUGUCGCACAGGAGCACACCAGUCCACGACCUCAAAAGCCUAAGCAACCAUUUUUACGUCGUGGCGAGGGCUUAAAGCAGCGCUUUAAGGUUGACCCCGAUAAAUUGCGUCUUAACAAUCUACCACGCUAUAAGUUCGCCAAAGCGCAUCCGCAUCUCCGUGCCCCAGAACCGGGUAAAUUUCAAAAGCGUGGGAUUUUGAAGUCGCAGAAGGACCCUAAAGUGGUGGAAGCAACUGUACCCAAGCCAGCGGCAAAGCUAUCGCUCAAGGAGCAACAUUUCCAACAGACUCUAAUGUCGCACAAGAAUGUAGUCAGCUCCACGCCGGAUAUGAAGUCUUCUUGCUCCUCUUCCAGCAAUACCAAUGCAAGUAUUUCGCCAAAAGUUCGCUUUGUUGAGCAAAAGGAAGCGAGUCCUGUCAUAGCACACAGUGCUGACGACGAACAGUCUAACACAGAUACAGCUUCCAGUGCUUUGACGAAUAUUUGUUGGGCCAAGGUGCUGGACACGCAGCAAAUCAAGCCGCCAAUGUUACAGCGACGUACAGCACAGAUACGUGUAGAGAAUGAGGACAAUGUGAGCAUCUUUGAGUUGCUAGAGCAGAAGGCACGCGAGGGUAACAUUGAUAUGAACUCGAGUUGUAUACGCACAUUCAUGGCGCGCAAGGAGCACCGUAGACAAUUAGAUAACGAUGACAGUGAUCAAUUUGUGGUGACGCAGAUGCGUGAAAUGCGCUUGCAGCCAGAAGUGCCCGAUUUAAUUGACGAGCAAGAUGACCAAAAUACCAAUAGCACGCUGACCAUGACCCCUUUGAGUGCUAGCAAAGCGCAGGUGCGUGUUCGUUUUUCCGAUUCCAACGAUACACAUGAAUACACGGACGAGACCACACUGCAGGAUGGCUCCAAUGUGCAGCUUUUUGAGCAGUUUAAAGCCGCGCUCUUUCAAGCACUCGAGCAAAAGAAGGCACCGCCGCCGGGAGAGGAACCACUCUCACAAGAACUGCAGACCAAAGCCCAACUUGUGCGUGAGCGUCUGCAAGAGCUAGAAAUUGAAAUUGCCACUUUUAAAGAGCAAAAUGCACAACUACUGCGCAUGAAGCAGCAGCAUGAGCUGGAUAAAAACAGAUGCAUACAAGAUCAUAUGGAUGCCAUGGGUCGCGUGCAUGAUGAGAAAAUACAAGCGGAAAUCUAUUUGCAUGACGAGCGCAUGAAGAUUGAGGAAGAGCGUCGCAAAUUUGAACAGCAAAUGCGCAUGCAAAAAAGCAACAUUAACAGCAAAGAGAAAAAGGAGGUGGCCACGCUCAAGCAGGAGAUAGAGGCACUGCAGCUGCAGCUGAAACAAAAAGAACAAACGCAUGUGUCAGCGCAGGCGCGUUUACGUGCUCAGCUGCGCGCCAUGGAAAAGGAGCAGCGACAUUUCAGUGAUGAAAUCGAGUUGCUCAAACGCGAGAACAAACGACUGGAGCAGGAGCUAGUGAAGAUUACACGUGAGAGUAACAGUAAAAUGCUCCAGGAGAUAAAUCGUAAUAUAGCGCGUUUGGCACCCAAGUUGCAGGAGAAGCCACAACCACAACCAUUACUACAACCAAAUACGGAUGAAAAUGGAAGACGACAGAGUAAAUCUUUGGGUAGCACUGCUCAGGAGAAACCAGGCAAACAACGAGCUGGGAAUCGUCGUCAUAGCACUGGGCGCUCUGUAAAAAGAACCGAAAGAGUAUCUGAAAACUACGACUCUAGCAGCUCCUGUGAUAUGGAAGAAGUGCUUGCGUUUCCAGUGGCUGAGAAACCAAGCGAGAAACCAGCUAAAGAGAGUAACAACAAUAGUCAAAACAACGAUAGCAAUAGUGGCGUUGAAUUGAGUCGUGUAAUUGACAAUGCUGAUGGAAGCAAGGAUGUCUGGUAUCCCAAUGGCAACCUAAAGAAGAUAAGCGCCGAUGGCAUGAACAUGCGCAUGCUUUACUUCAACAAGGACAUAAAGGAAACAGAUAUACGCGGCGGUACAGUCAAGUAUUAUUAUGCGGAAACAAAUACCUGGCACACUACCUAUCUCGAUGGUCUAGAAAUUCUUGAGUUUCCCAAUGGGCAGACUGAGCAUCGCCAUAAGAAUGGCAUCAUUGAGACACACUUCCCUAAUAAUUCCAUUAAAAUUACUGAUCCCAAUGAUGCAGAGAAGCUGGAAGAGUGGCGCUAUGCGGAUGGCUCAUAUCUGGUGCAGCUGCGCAAUGGUGAUAAGAUCUUAAGUCUGCCCAAUGGCCAAAAAGAGAUACACACCAAAUUGAACAAGCGUCGCGAGUAUCCUGAUGGCACUGUCAAGCUUGUGUAUCCAGAUGGCAGUCAGGAGACGCGCUAUUCCAAUGGGCGCGUACGUCUUAAAGACAAGGAUGGAAAUCUUAUAAUGGACACAGACUAUGCAAAGUAUUAGUAUAUAAGUAGGCUCUAACAAUUUGUAUUUAUUUUGUUUAAGGUUUUGUUAAACUUAUAAUCAAAAACAAAGGUUUACUGA
Drosophila busckii is the source of this 2892-nucleotide messenger RNA. RefSeq names its product titin homolog (gene Sas-4). The transcript is spliced from 2 exons. Gene Ontology annotation, biological process: centriole elongation; cilium assembly. The record is from RefSeq and is a predicted model, not a curated record. Gene Ontology annotation, cellular component: nucleus; centrosome; centriole. Bases 58 to 2811 code for a protein of 917 amino acids. NCBI's taxonomy places the organism in Eukaryota, Metazoa, Arthropoda, Insecta, Diptera, Drosophilidae. Gene Ontology annotation, molecular function: tubulin binding.